GCCAUUUUCGAGUAACACUAUCAGCAGAAGAUGGUGCAUCUAACAAAACUCUUACGCCACGGCGGUCCUUCGCCAUACCAUACUAAUCCCAGACUUAUGAUUGGUGCUGGGAAAGAGGUUCUUAAUAAGGAUAGCCAUUAUAGCAGUCUGCUGCCCAUCCACAUUGUAACACUUGGGGGUUGUGUAAUUUGUGUAUGGUACAUGGCCAGGUCUCUGUUCUUCAGCUCAGAUGUUAUGUUGAAGAAGGAUAGCCGCUCUCAUCCAUGGUUACUAAAGUCCAGCCAACAUCAAUACAAGCUGUUCUCCUUUAGUUUGAAAUACAAGGAUUUGGAAAACCACCCAGACCACCCAAAAGGAUUCCACGAUAGAGUACUCUUGACCAGCAAAGAUUACUUCAAGCUGUCAGGCCACGGGCAUGAAGAUGGAGAACAUGCAGAGUAAAGUAGACCAACAAGCAACACCAUGUUUCAUGCGGAUAUUAAUUACACAUUUGUAAAUAAAGGAUAGUAUUUCUAAUUACCACCCAGGACUUAAACAUAGAGAGCUACGUCAAUUGGCUGAACCAACUUCUUACUUGAGAUAUGCAGUUGUUUGAUGCCUUAGAGUUUGUCACACAUCAAAACAAUAUUUAUACUGGUGGUAAAAAUGAAUGUGAUAGAGGUUGAAUGUAUCUUCUGUGUGUUUCAGUGUACCUUUUUAUGGAAGCCAACACCAUCAAGCUUCAUGAUAAGGCCUAUUCUUUGGAAUAAAAGUUUUGUUGUUUUGA
Ylistrum balloti is the source of this 766-nucleotide messenger RNA. RefSeq lists its product as uncharacterized. The transcript has 4 exons. The record is from RefSeq and is a predicted model, not a curated record. Bases 31 to 441 code for a protein of 136 amino acids. NCBI's taxonomy places the organism in Eukaryota, Metazoa, Mollusca, Bivalvia, Pectinida, Pectinidae.